GAGAGAGGAUAGGAAAUAUAGGAAAUAUUGACUUUAUUGGUAUUGGGUUGGCUUUGCUUGCACAAGAGAGAGAGAGAGAGGGAAACUCUGGAUUCCACCUCUUCCCGUCCUUCGUGACGGUCCUCUUCCCGUCCUUCGUGACGGUCCUCUUCCUUCGGCCAUUUCAGGGUGAUCUGGGUUUGUAUCUUGCGGAUCUUGAUAUAUUUUUUGAGAGAUGGAAGGAGUUUGUUUCUUGUCUAGUUGCUUCCAAUAUUGGUUGCUUUCAUCCCAAGAAGUGCUUGACCGCCGAUUCUUCAUCCUUGGAGAUUUUCUUCUUGUUUCCUUUGUUAAUUGCACCUAGUUUUCUGUUCUACUUUAAUGAUCAGAACAGUGUACGUAAUGCUCGUUUCUUCUGAGAUAGGUGCUGCAUCUUUAGGGAACAUAUACAAUGCAUUGCUGACCCAACAUCCAGUUGAAACAUCUGAAAAAUCCAUUUCUGGGGGCUGAAGUACAUAUAUUGAUGUGUGAAUUUUGGAUGCUGCCUGCUUCUCAAGUAUUAGAUAACUGAUUGGAUUGAAACAGAGGAGACAGUACUUAUUAACUAUCAUUGUGUUGUUGCUUCUAAUGGAUAUUGGUGGUGACAAAAUAUUAGUUACCAGAAAAUUCUGAAACAAAAUCUAUGUAGAUUAGAUGAAGUGGCUAUUACAGAAGUCCUGAAGUUUGGGGUCAUGAUGAGUUUAGCUGAAAAUUAAUGUUGCUUUGAGCAAUCAUUUUUGUUGGACCUGGGCAUUGUUAUUAUGUUCUUCAGGACUUGUUCAUUUCUACCAGAUGCAUCCUUCUACCAUUACAAAGCUGUGGGUCUUUUAAUCAAUAAGGCUAUGCUGCCCUUCCAUCAGAAAGUUUAUGUUUUUUAUUUUAUUUCCAUGUCCAAGAAUUGACGGUGGCAUUUGCUAGACCAUCUAAUAUCUGUCAACAUUUCCUAUCCUUUUCUUGGCAUUGUCUGCUAGAGAUAAAUGCCAUCUAUAUUUUGUGUGUUUGCAACUGCUUUUUGAAUAAGACCUGCUUUGGGUUCUCUUGGGGGAAAUGGAGAGGUACAAGUUAAUUAAGGAAGUUGGUGAUGGAACAUUUGGGACUGUUUGGAGAGCCAUUAACAAGCAAAGUGGUGAAGUAGUCGCAAUCAAGAAAAUGAAGAAGAAAUAUUACUCUUGGGAGGAGUGUGUAAACCUGAGAGAAGUCAAGUCAUUACGAAAAAUGAGUCAUCCAAAUAUCGUGAAGCUGAAGGAAGUUAUUCGAGAAAGUGACAUUCUGUGCCUUGUUUUUGAGUACAUGGAAUGCAAUCUCUACCAACUUAUGAAAAACAGGGAAAAGCUGUUUUCUGAAAAUGAAAUUAGAAACUGGUGUUUUCAAGUUUUCCAAGGUCUAGCUUACAUGCACCAGCGUGGAUACUUUCAUCGUGAUCUGAAGCCUGAAAACUUGCUGGUCAGCAAGGAUGUCAUCAAAAUUGCUGAUUUUGGCCUAGCCCGAGAGAUCAGUUCACAACCACCAUAUACUGAGUAUGUCUCCACACGGUGGUAUCGUGCUCCUGAAGUCCUGCUUCAGUCCCAUAUAUACAGCUCUAAAGUUGAUAUGUGGGCAAUGGGUGCUAUUAUGGCUGAGUUGUUCACUCUUCGUCCCCUAUUCCCUGGUACCAGUGAAGCAGAUGAGAUCUAUAAAAUAUGCAGUGUGAUAGGUAGUCCAACUACUGAAUCUUGGGCAGAUGGACUCAAACUUGCCAGGGAUAUCAACUAUCAAUUUCCACAGCUUGCUAGUGUGCAUCUCUCAGCAUUAAUCCCAUCCAGAAGUGAUGAUGCAAUCAGCCUUGUUACAUCUCUUUGUUCAUGGGAUCCCUGCAAGAGACCAACAGCAGCAGAGGCUCUCCAACAUCCUUUCUUCCAGAGUUGCUUUUACAUUCCUCCGUCCCUUCGCACCAGAGCUGUAGCCAGAACUCCUCCAUCUGCUGGGAUAAGGGGAUCUCUAGAUCGGCCUGGGCUUAAGAGAUACUCUGGUGCUUUGCCUAAUACAAAAAUCACCAACAAUUAUUCUUCCCCGAAAGUACAAGCUUCUUUAGCUUCAGGUGUACAACGGAAGCUGGAUAUGGCAAAUGAGGAUGGAAUUAAGAACAAAAAGUCAUUGAAGACUACUCCAUCAAAAUAUCGAUUACCAGGAAAAGACAGCCCUACAUCUAUAAACAAGGGGAGGACUGCACGUGGGGUUUCAGAAACAGCUGAGAAGUUGGGCAAUAUGGCGAUUGGCACUCGAAGACAGUCGAUGGGACAAACCCGUCCACCCCCAAUGAAGGCUGGAGUCAAUUGGAUUUCUGAAUCUGGAAACUUCAUGGUCAAGUCCAGACCAACUGAAAGAACUUUAACAAGAAAAGUUGCUGGAUGACUUUGGAGAUAAUGUUCUAAACACGCGGUUGUUAUAUUUUUUGUUUUGGGACACGCCGUCAGUUUAACUACAUUUGGUGAAACAGUCAUGCGGAUGCCUAUUAGUCUUUUAUAAAAACUUUUCAAUUUCAUUACUGUUUGUUUGGGGUGAAAUAAGAAAGACCAAAAUAGAGGGAUGAAGGAAACUAAUCCAAGAUUUGGUUGCAGUGGAAGUAGGGAAGGAAUGGGAGUGGUUUUUAUGGGGCCUAAAAUGAAAAAUAAGUUCCACAGAUGGGCACAAUAAGUUGUUACAUACCUUGACUCUAGACAUUCCUGAAAUACUCUUACGUUAGAAAUGGUCCAUUUUCGAAUUUUGGAUUAUUUUACAUAUGUAACACUAAUUUGGUCUUCUAUAUGAGUGAUUUUUAAUUUAGAUUUUUUAAGUUGACUUUUA
Cajanus cajan (pigeon pea) is the source of this 2838-nucleotide messenger RNA. The record is from RefSeq and is a predicted model, not a curated record. Lineage: Eukaryota; Viridiplantae; Streptophyta; Magnoliopsida; Fabales; Fabaceae.